GCAGUUCCGCCGCUUCCUGUAGGCUGGUAGGCUGCAGCUAUGGAAGGCGAGCCGCCUCCCAUGGAGGAGCGGCGGCGGCUGCAGGAGGAGCUGAGCGAGUUCGUGGAGAGCUGCUGCCGGACGCUGGAGGAGGUGACGGCGUCCCUGGGCUGGAACCUGGAUAGUCUGGAUCCCGGGGAAGAGGAGGCGGCGGAGGAUGAAGUUGUGAUAUGUCCUUAUGAUUCCAAUCAUCAUAUGCCUAAAUCAUCUUUAGCAAAGCACAUGGUAUCUUGUAAAUUGAGGAAACUGGGCUAUACCAAAGAAGAAGAGAAUGAAAUGUAUAAUCCUGAUAUUUUCUAUGAGAAUGUGAAGAUACCUUCAGUUACUUUGAAUAAGGACUCCCAAUUCCAGAUAAUUAAACAAGCUAGAACCACAGUUGGAAAAGAUGGCGAUUAUAACAGUCAAAGGUUAUAUUCUUCAUUGCCUGUUGAAGUUCCUCUGAAUCACAAACGGUUUGUUUGUGAUCUAACUCAAGCUGAUCGUCUUGCCCUCUAUGAUUUUGUAAUUGAGGAGACAAAGAAACAGCGCUCUGAUUCUCAAAUCAUUGAAAAUGACAGUGAUCUCUUUGUAGACUUGGCUGCCAAAGUCAAUCAAGAUAAUAGUCGAAAAAGUCCAAAAUCCUAUCUUGAAAUCCUAGCAGAAGUGAGAGAUUAUAAAAGAAGACGCCAGUCCUAUAGAGCUAAGAAUGUUCAUAUAACGAAGAAAUCAUAUACUGAGGUGAUUCGGGAUGUGAUAAAUGUACACAUGGAAGAACUCAGUAAUCAUUGGCAAGAAGAGCAGGAAAAAGCAGAGGAUGCUGCUGCAAAGGGUGAAGAAAGGCGAUCGGCUUCUGUAGAUUCACGACAGUCUGUUGGAAGCUAUUUGGAUCCUGAAUGUUCACGACAUAGAAGGGAUCGGAGUAGGAGCCCACAUAAACGAAAAAGAAAUAAAGAUAAGGAUAAAAACUGUGAGUCGAGAAGAAGGAAAGAGAGGGAUGGAGACAGACAUCAUAGUCAUAAAAGAAGAAAGCAAAAAAUAUAAAUGGAGUAUUUGUGCAUGUACUGAUUAUGCUUAUGCCAUCAUAACCAGCAUGCUAAUAUUUUAAUUGGAAUUGCUUUGCAUAGGAAAAUGUGUUUAUAUGACCUGUUUAGUUGCUCAUUAUUUUUAAUAAAUACUUAUGCUUCAAACUGUGAGUACAUUAUAUGCCCUACAACUUUGUUUUCCAUAUUUUUAAUAGAUGGUUUACUUCCUGUUACUGAUUUUGUUUUGUUCUUUUUGCUAAUUCAUGUAUCACAAAAUUGUUUAAUUAAAAAUAGUCAAUACUUAAAGUAUAUAAAUUAUGCAUGAAUACAUUCUCAU
Molecule: messenger RNA, 1377 nt
Organism: Microcebus murinus (gray mouse lemur)
Lineage: Eukaryota; Metazoa; Chordata; Mammalia; Primates; Cheirogaleidae
Gene: SNRNP48
Product: small nuclear ribonucleoprotein U11/U12 subunit 48
Cellular component (GO): cytosol; nucleoplasm; U12-type spliceosomal complex
Source: RefSeq, a predicted model, not a curated record